CCGCCAUGGCGGCCCACUCUCACCUCUCGCUUCUCCCCCUGGCUCCUCUGCGCCCGCAGCCGCUCCGCCAGCUCCUCGGCUCGCAGUCCCUCCUCCGCCGCCGCUCGGCCGCCGCCGGCGGUGCUCACCGCCCGGGCUAGGCCCGCCGCGGCCCGCCACCACCGCCCGCCGCCGCUCGCCGCCGCCAUCUUCCUCCUUCUGUCCCCUCCUCCCCUUCCUGGCCAAUGGCGGCGGUGCGGAGGCGGUGCUUCGGCCCGCGCGCCCAAUCGCAAAGGGACGGCCAGCCGAGCGACAGCCGCAACGUCCAAUGGCGACGGGACGAGGGGCGGGACCGCCCAGUGGUUUAAACAGCGGCGACGGUUGGCGGCCGGUAACGGUCGCGGCGGGAGGACGGGAGCGCCCGGGCCCUGUCAGGAUUCGCCCAUUUUGGCGGAUAUCAUGGAGGAGGAGGAGGAGCUGGCGGCUGCGCUGGCCCUGAGCCGGCUGUACGCGCAGCGAGGGGGCAGCCAGCGGCCCUACGCCGAGGCCUCCCUGGCUUUGGGGGUGCAGCCGGCGCCCCCCGCGUUUCCCGGGGAUCGGAGGGGAAGCAGGAGGUUGGUCAUGAAAAGGAAGGUGCUGAGGCGCAGACCCGAUGGAGGGGUAGAGGUCUGGGACGAGUCGGUGACCAGCGAGACGGAGAGCGACGCCGAAGUUCGGAGCCUGAGGCAGAAACUGCUUCAGCUGAGGACCGGUCCGGAGGAGAGCAUCUCCGAGGGGGAAAUGGAGAGCAGCAGCAGCAGCAGCUCCCUCGAUGAAUCCCCUCGCCGGUGGUCCCACGGGGACAGUCCCCCCUUUCUCCUCGAGGAUUUCGACAGCCGGAGCUCUGCCGCUUCUCAGUACAGCACCGCGGGGGGACAGCCCAAAUCCUUCAUUCCUCCCCGCUUUGAACCGCUGGGUCGUAACCGGGGGAAAACCGACCCAGUGGCCAAAUAUUUUGAAUAUAAACGAGAAUGGGAGAAAUUCCGCAUCCCGGGGGAGGACGAGCGGCGAGAACUGCGCUGGGGCAUCCGGGAGCAGAUGCUCUGCAGGCCCCAGCUGCCCGGCAAACCGCAGCACCUCCGCGUCCCCAACGCCUACGCCGUCCCCACCGAGAAGAAGAGGGCGGCCCUGCGCUGGGAGGUGCGUUGGGACCUGGCCAAGGGCCUCCUCCCCAGAAAAACCACCUCCUCCUAGGCUCCUCCGCACCCAGCACCUCACCGCUCUCCUCGGGACCUCUUCCCUCCUCCGAAUCCUCGCUCAUUCAGACAAAAAUCCCCUUUUUGCGCUUCUACGCGGGAUUAAAACUCUUCCCCGGGGUUGUUAAACCGGCCGGGAUAAACCAUCCGCCGCCGCUGCGGAGCCGCUUUCCUGGGACGGGGAGCGGGCACCGCAAACCCACCCAGGCUCUUCCAAUCUCGGAAGAAAUAAGACUAAAACGGACCCGGUGAUUUACUUUUUUUUUUUAAUUGCCCCUGGAUUGUUGUGUGAGCUACGAAGGCGGUUUUAUUUCUGGCGUCUCGGCGAUAUCUUUCUUUAAUAAAGCGUGUGGAGAGAUGCGUUCUCAUUUCCGCGGCUUCAUGAGAAACACACCUCCAUCAGUGCCUGCGCCACCCAACUCGCCGCUCCCCUUCCCUUCUUUUACCUCAUUUAUAAAAUAAAUGAGCUUUAGGAUGAA
This is a messenger RNA of Chroicocephalus ridibundus (black-headed gull), 1693 nucleotides long. It is a transcript of the gene HYLS1, whose product is annotated as HYLS1 centriolar and ciliogenesis associated. The transcript is spliced from 2 exons. Gene Ontology annotation, biological process: cilium assembly. The coding region runs from base 439 to 1212 and encodes 257 amino acids. NCBI's taxonomy places the organism in Eukaryota, Metazoa, Chordata, Aves, Charadriiformes, Laridae. The record is from RefSeq and is a predicted model, not a curated record. Gene Ontology annotation, cellular component: centriole; non-motile cilium.